Messenger RNA from Sphenostylis stenocarpa, 333 nucleotides. Lineage: Eukaryota; Viridiplantae; Streptophyta; Magnoliopsida; Fabales; Fabaceae. The record is from the annotation of a GenBank genome assembly.
AUGGGAGUUGAUAGUGGCAAGAAGAGGUUUCAGUUUGAAGCCAAGAAUAAAGGGUAUAGGAGGAGAACGACACUGACAGAGGAAAAGGGCAGAGUCCAUGUAUUGUGGAAUGAAUAUACAGAGCGAAAGGAAAUAAAAGCACGUAUGAUCCAAAAUAGAAACGCAUGGCACAUAGAACCUACGAGCAACGUAACAUCAGCGUAUAAAACAAACCACACACCAGACAAGAAAGGGUUACAUAAAAUUGUUACGAAUCAAGCUAAGGCCAAUGCAGUAGAAGACACCUUCUUCCUCAAUAACAAGAAAAAACAGCUUUCAAGUAGCCCCCCUUAA